GGAUAUAUGAAUUAUAUGUUUGACGUCACAUCCGCGGCGCCAAACCCGCUCCAAAGAAAACAUACGUUCAAGUUAAAACGUUGAAGCUUCCUUUUAGACAAGUCUAUAUUUUAUCUAAAGUGUUUACUGUGAGAAACACGAAUCCUGCGUUCAUUUCGUAACGACGAAAAGUUUAGCUUGACCACAGAAGAAGUUGUUAGCCUCCUAGCUAGUAGCUGCUUUUGGUUAUCGUAUCACAGAAGAGUAUUCCGCUCGGAACAAUUCGUCGUGUGGAGCUUUAAUUUAUUUUAGCAGUAUUCAUGGACCUGGGACCGUUUGAAGCAGAUAAUUCUGUCAGCUGCCGGCUGUCCUCUCAGAUCCCUGACAUCUGCAGGACGGAGGACUGCUGUUUGGGGGUUGACGAGGCGGGCAGGGGGCCUGUUCUGGGUCCCAUGGUGUAUGGAAUAUGCUUCUGUCCAGUGUCUAAAAAACAGGAGUUGAAGGACUUGAAAGUUGCAGACUCAAAGACGCUGUCAGAAGAAGAAAGAGAAAACCUUUUCCAGAACCUGGAUGAAGCCAAAAGUUAUGUUGGUUGGGCGUUGCAUGUUCUCGCGCCCAACACCAUCUCCACCAGCAUGUUACAAAGGAUGAAAUACAACCUGAACGCGCUCUCACACGAUACCGCCAUCAGUCUAAUACAGUAUGCACUGGACAGUGGAGUGCAGCUCAAAGAGAUCUUCGUGGACACGGUUGGUCCGGCAGAGAAGUACGAGGAGAAACUUUCCCAGCGGUUUCCUGGCAUCGAGGUCACUGUUAGACCAAAAGCCGACUCCCUCUUCCCAGUCGUCAGUGCAGCCAGUAUCUGUGCAAAGGUUGCCAGAGAUCGUGUUGUGAAAGGCUGGAAGUUUGCAGAAGAUUUAGGAGACGUGGAUGCAGAUUACGGUUCAGGAUAUCCUAACGACCCCAAGACUAAAGCGUGGCUUCUGAAGUACCUGGACCCCGUGUUUGGUUACCCGCAGUUUGUUCGCUUCAGCUGGAGUACGACACAAACUCUGCUGGACAACAAGGCUGUGACGGUGCACUGGGAUGACGAUGAAGAGGACGGAGAGAAAGCAGCCAAGCGGAUGAAUAACAAGUCGAUGCUGUCGUUCUUCAGCGCACCAGCUGGAAGUAACGACCAAAGCCGCCAAACGCACCGAUUCUUCACCGACCGGAGGCUGAAAGGUCUGAGCAGUCUCUGAAGGCACAACCUCUGGCUAUUUUCACUCUUCUUUUCUACAAUAAACUUCUCACAACUAGAAA
Oryzias melastigma (Indian medaka) is the source of this 1281-nucleotide messenger RNA. It is a transcript of the gene rnaseh2a, whose product is annotated as ribonuclease H2, subunit A. Gene Ontology annotation, molecular function: RNA-DNA hybrid ribonuclease activity; RNA binding. The transcript is spliced from 8 exons. Lineage: Eukaryota; Metazoa; Chordata; Actinopteri; Beloniformes; Adrianichthyidae. The record is from RefSeq and is a predicted model, not a curated record. Gene Ontology annotation, cellular component: ribonuclease H2 complex. Bases 300 to 1220 code for a protein of 306 amino acids. Gene Ontology annotation, biological process: mismatch repair; DNA replication, removal of RNA primer.